Papilio xuthus (Asian swallowtail) is the source of this 1019-nucleotide messenger RNA. It is a transcript of the gene Nf-YB, whose product is annotated as nuclear factor Y-box B. Bases 138 to 728 code for a protein of 196 amino acids. The record is from RefSeq and is a predicted model, not a curated record. Gene Ontology annotation, biological process: regulation of transcription by RNA polymerase II. Gene Ontology annotation, cellular component: CCAAT-binding factor complex. The transcript is spliced from 6 exons. NCBI's taxonomy places the organism in Eukaryota, Metazoa, Arthropoda, Insecta, Lepidoptera, Papilionidae. Gene Ontology annotation, molecular function: protein heterodimerization activity; RNA polymerase II cis-regulatory region sequence-specific DNA binding; DNA-binding transcription activator activity, RNA polymerase II-specific.
UUUAACAAAUAUUUUAUGGCUGUUUUCUGUUUUGGACCUGCGUUUUGCACCAAAAAGCUAAAUAGUUUGGAUAAUUGGCAUUCUGAUUGUGUUUAUUAUCAUUUAAUUUUGAAAUAUCUUCCACAAAGACAAUAAUCAUGGAAAGCGACGAUCUCGGAAAUGAAAUAGUAAGAUUAGAUAAUGGCUUUAUGGUAGAUGAAGAAGAAACUUUUGUUGUAAAUUCAGAUGAUGUUUUGGAGCAAGAAGAAAAUAAUUCAGAUUCAAAUUGUGGUGGAAAGAAUGUACCGUUGCGAGAGCAGGACAGAUUUUUGCCAAUUGCCAACAUUGCCAAAAUUAUGAAAAGAGCAAUACCUGAGAAUGGAAAGAUUGCCAAAGAUGCGAGAGAAUGUGUACAAGAGUGUAUAUCAGAGUUUAUAUCAUUUAUAACUAGUGAGGCGAGUGACCGUUGUCAAAUGGAGAAACGUAAAACCAUCAACGGAGAAGAUGUUUUGUUCGCUAUGAAUCAGUUAGGUUUUGAAAAUUAUGUGGAUCCAUUGAAGAUUUAUUUAAAGAAAUAUAGAGAGAUUGUUUUAUCACCGGUUACAAUAAAUAAAUUGAAUAAAGCUUAUGUUCUUUCAAGUCAUUAUCGAGAAGCGUCUACAAGUUUUCCUGAAAAUGAAAAUGAAACAAAGACAGAGACAGUUCUGUAUUCAUAUCAGAAGGGUCUCGGAGAUUUCAAUAUCAACUAGUGGUUAUAGAUAAGAAAAAAGUGCGCUGUGAAACUCUUAAUGUGGCAUUUGUAUGUUAUAUUGUUGUCUCUGUUUUAUUCAAAAAGAAUGAAAGGGAUGACAAUAUGAUUAUAUGCAAGUCCAAACACAGUGCUUCGACAAUCGAACACAGUUGAAGCACAGUGCUUCGAAAGUUGAAGACAAACAAAACACAUAAAACAAAGUCAUCAAAGUAUUGUAACGUGUUUUUUUGUUGCAAUUGUCAUGUUUGUAUUGGGAAUUAUCUUAAGAAAUAAAUAAAGGUUUUUUUUA